GACCGCACAUGUUUACAGGCAGCAUUCCGCCGGUUGAGGCUCCUCCGGGCUGGCGCGUAACCCGGAAUGGAGUACUUUGUGAACGGGCCCGGAGUAGACAGAAUGGGGUAUUUUGAAGCGAAUUCACCACCUCCGGAUGCAUGGCAGUGAACGCCGCCUAGACAUGCACACCAGGCGCCUGGUAAAGCGUUCGAUCCUCGGCAGCCGAGUCUACGCGACCGGAGAGGGCGCCCCGGUGACAGGAGUGGUCCAGGCUGGGAAGCAGGAGAGCUCGGCGGCGGCGGCCCGGCGCAGCAACGGCAGCGUCUACACGGUCCUCCUGCAAGACGGCAGCCUGAAGGAGUUCUCCGAGGAGGACAUCGCCGCCGGGUUCAACCACACCACGCCGAAAGCACCGCUAAAGUCCAGCUUGAAGAGCUCCAUCAACGGCGCCCCAAACGGCCACAAGGCAGACUGCUGCUCCCUCGGCCCUGAGGCAGCGGAAGGCGAGCAGCGGGAGGUCAACGGCAAGCGCAGCGGCAGGGAGCUGGACGCAUGUCGCUCUGUGUCCCUCCUUGAGCAGAAGCGCAAGGUGGUCUCCUCCAGCAUUGAUGUCCCCCACUCCAGGCGGUCGGAGGAGGAAGUAGACAUGGACAAGGUGACGGCCGCCAUGGUGCUGACAAGCCUGUCCACCAGCCCUCUGGUCAGGAGCCCGCCUGUCAAAGUCAGCGAGGCCCUGAGUGGAUCCUGGAAAGAGAACGGCUCAGCGGGACCCUUCACGCCGUCCAGCAACAGCUCUUCGGGGGGCUACUGGAGCUGGUCGGCCCCUAGCGACCAGUCCAAUCCAUCCACGCCCUCCCCGCCGCUCUCGGCUGACAGCUUCAAGCCCUUCCGCGUGCCCAGUCUGGGCGGCGUGGGAGGCGGCCCUACGGGGCCAGAGGACCCCAGCCUGGACGAGCAGGACGGCAGCAGCCUGCUCUUUGACGAGCCCAUACCACGCAAGCGCAAGAACUCCAUGAAGGUGAUGUUCAAAUGUCUGUGGAAGAACUGUGGCAAAGUGCUGAGCACGUCCGCUGGCAUCCAGAGACACAUCCGUACCAUCCACUUGGGGCGUAACUGCGACUCCGACUGCAGCGACGGCGAGGAGGACUUCUACUACACUGAGAUCAAGCUCAACACCGACUCUGUGGCCGAGGGCCUUAGCAGCUUGUCGCCCGUCUCGCCCUCCGUCCUCUCCCCAGUUUCACCUCUGACCCCGGCCCUCAGCCAGCAGCCCGACUCCCACAGGCCACCGCUGCCGCCGCCACCCUGCGAUGCCAAGGAGCCUCACGCUGGCAGCGCCACACCGCUUAGCCGCUCCGCGCCCAGCGCGCUCUACCUCAUCCACACGGACCACGCCUACCAGGCUACGGCGCCUGUGUCCAUCCCAUCCAACGGCAGCAACACGGUUGGCUCCGCCUCCAACAGCUUCACUCCCACCAACAGCUCCAGCUUUAGCAUCUCCUGGCAGUCGCCCCCCGUCACGUUCACAGGCAACACGAUGUCUCCCAGUAAGAGUCAUGGCUUCGGUGAGCAGCGUGCCCAGACCAUCGCGGUCCUCUCGUCCCCGCCCAGAGCCACCACGGCCCUCAGUCGUAAAGUGCGCGGCGAAGGCAAGAAGUGCCGCAAAGUGUACGGGAUGGAGAACCGCGACAUGUGGUGCACCGCGUGCCGCUGGAAGAAGGCCUGCCAGAGAUUUACCGACUGAGUCUGACGUCUCGCAAAAUCUCGCGCCUCGCGUCAUUUAACGUGGGGGGGAGGGGCGGAGCCUCAUUUUGCAUGCAUUCUCUUCAGCUCAGAAAUCGCAAAUCUGUCCGUCAAGCUCCGGCUCCGCCUCCUCGCAACUCAGCUAGCAGAUCCAUUCCAGCAUUCGGCGGCAAAACCAGGAUGUUCCCCCGCCUAGCCUCGCCAUUUCUUUCAUUCCCGCUUUUUGGGAAAACCCAGUGCAGCUAAACUGUGUACGAUUUUUCUUUCUCGUUUGCAUCUUUUCAGUGUUUUGGAAAGUUCUGUUUUUAAGACCAAGGAACAAAGAGUACAAAAAUACUGAAAGCUUUUUGGUUUUGGCAACAGUUUUUUUUUGUACGCAAAAGAAGACUGAAACGCUUUACUGAUAUUUUGUAGAAGGACUUCCUCUACAUCUCGUCUUUUAAGGACUUCUCCCGAGAUGAUGCGUCGGUGUCACGUCCUGUCCUAGCUUGCUAGUGCACCUGAGCCCGGAGGAAACACCUGGCGACUUUGCUUUCUUUGUUUUAUCAGGUAUUGGGAUGCUAAUUCGAGCAAAAACCAGCAGCUCCUUUUGGAUUGUUUUUGUUUUAUCGCAACCAAAAGCUCUUUUGUUUAAUUUUUGUUUCGGUGUCAUGCUUACGCUUCUUUUUUUUCUUUAUUUUGGUCAAACCAAGAUACUUUGAUGACAAAAAAGAAACGUGCACCACCCUAAAGCCCCCACUUUGCCCUUCUCCUUUUCCCCAAGGGAGCAAAACACCUUUUUAUUUUAGUUUUGUUUCUCUAGUAAGCUCACCAAAGGAGGAGGGCCUAAAACCAAACAAGAGACACUUAUCGCAGCACUUACUACAUUUGUUAGCGUCUGAGGGUUAAUUCCAUGCUCAAAAAUGUAUAAGCAAGAAGUCAUGUGACAUCACAGGAAGUUAGCUAGGUGGAAAAGCACUUGAUUAGGUCACUGUGUAUUUUUGUUUUUUGUUUGUCAAAUUGAUUUGUUCCUGUCGCUUGUUGGCGGAAAACAUCGUUAAAGCCAAAAAAAAAAAAAAAAGUUUACAGAUUUUGUCUGAUGCGACAUCACGUAACACAUACAGUAUAUCUUUUUUUUGUGAAUUUUCAUCAUAUUUUUGAUGUUCUUUUUGUUGCAUUUAUUCUCUGUUGAUACAAUGUGUAGGUAGUUUGCUCGUUAACUAACCACGACACAGGUGGUCAAACCUGUCACGCUUCUGGUGCUUCGGAAUGGAGCGCCGACCUUAACGGUGCUUCCCUAAAGAACAAAAAAAGAAUAAUCGUUGUGCUUCUUCCGCAUGGUUCCGUUGGGAAUUAACUAAAAAAAAAGUAUCCAUUGUUGACAAAUCCUAUAUAUCAUCGAAGAAAACCAUUUAAACAUCUGUUUUUAUUUGAGUCAUUUCCAUAUAAAUCUAUAUUCCCUUUUUAUUUCA
Entelurus aequoreus (snake pipefish) is the source of this 3176-nucleotide messenger RNA. It is a transcript of the gene znf704, whose product is annotated as zinc finger protein 704. Gene Ontology annotation, molecular function: RNA polymerase II cis-regulatory region sequence-specific DNA binding; DNA-binding transcription factor activity. Bases 137 to 1726 code for a protein of 529 amino acids. NCBI's taxonomy places the organism in Eukaryota, Metazoa, Chordata, Actinopteri, Syngnathiformes, Syngnathidae. The transcript is spliced from 10 exons. The record is from RefSeq and is a predicted model, not a curated record. Gene Ontology annotation, biological process: regulation of transcription by RNA polymerase II. Gene Ontology annotation, cellular component: nucleus.